UGCAAGUCCAAAACACGGAGAGGAGAAGAGAGUAGAGCAGCCGCCGGCAGACGACUUCUUUUCUCACGCAGUCAGCCUUGUUAGGUUUGCUCCUGCAAAAACAAGCUUCUUGGAGUCUCUCUCUCUCUCUCUCUCUCUCUCUCUCUCUCUCUCUCUCUCUCUCCAGAUGUGGCACGCUGUCUCAACAGUGCCCUCCAAGUUGGCUGCGGAGCCUUCGCCUGCCUGGAAAACUCAACUUGUGACACAGAUGGUCUGCACGACAUCUGCAAGUCCUUCCUGUUCAGUGCUGCUAAAUUUGACACUCAGGUACGCGCUUUGAUUCCAUCCAUCAUUCUGUGUGUUGGGCAGGGUUGCAUGGGUGUAACUGCCGGGGGGGCGAGAGUGUGUGAAGCGCUGCUGUUUUCUUCACAGGGUAAAGCAUUUGUCAAGGAGAGCCUAAAGUGCAUUGCCAACGGCGUCACCUCCAAGGCAUUCCCGACCAUCCGUCGCUGCUCCACCUUCCAAAGAAUGAUAACCGAAGUCCAGGAGGAGUGUUACAGCAAGCUGGACAUCUGCACCGUGGCCCGGUCGAAUCCCGAUGCUGUCGGUGAAGUGGCACAGCUGCCGAGUCAUUUCCCCAACAGGUUUUACGGCAAGCUGCUGCAGAGCCUGAUGGACUGUGACGAGGACACAGUGGACCGCAUUAGGACCAGCAUGGUGUCACGUCUGGGUCCUGAGAUGACCAUUCUCAUCCAGCUGCUGCAGAACAAGCCCUGCCCAUCCACUGCUGCAGCCGCGGCCGCCAUCCCCACCGGCGUGGAGAGUCGUGGGAGCUGGCGCUGGGCUGCAGGUCCCAAUAUGUACAAGAUCCAGCCUAAUCUGCGAAACAGAGACUCUGCCACUCAUUUAGGCAAAAAGCGCUCAGCUAGUGAUAACUCCUAACUUCCACUCUGAUCGAAACAAAGCUCCACACACUUUUCUCAAAGCAUCAUGAACGUCCCUCCAUUCCCCAGAGGUGCAAACCCAACCCUCUGCUAGAUUAUAAAUUACUGUAACACACACCUCUGUGGAAUACCAGACUGCCCAUGGAGUUUCUAUCGGUUUGUUUGUUGUUAUAUUAUAUAUCCUACUCGUUAGGCUCGAGAGAACCCCUCUUCCAUCAGCGGUUUUUAAAUAUGUCCGCUCAAAAGUCAGUGUUGAAUAUGUGGCUGUUGCGUUUGUGCAACAUAGUCCUGGUCACUUAUUUUCAUAUCCUCCAGCAAAAAUAUGUCUUUAACAAGUCUUUUGAUGCCUAUAGUUAAAAAAGACAAACAAUAAAUUAUAGUAAUGGCCCAUGCCAUUGGAGCACAAGCCAGUAGAUUAAAAGACAACAAAAUCA
Messenger RNA from Austrofundulus limnaeus, 1357 nucleotides. It is a transcript of the gene stc1, whose product is annotated as stanniocalcin 1. Gene Ontology annotation, molecular function: hormone activity. Lineage: Eukaryota; Metazoa; Chordata; Actinopteri; Cyprinodontiformes; Rivulidae. Gene Ontology annotation, biological process: intracellular calcium ion homeostasis. Gene Ontology annotation, cellular component: extracellular region. The record is from RefSeq and is a predicted model, not a curated record.